CAAGUAUCGAUUACAGUACUCACUCAAUGCGGUUUUAUUGGCGUAAACACAACUAUUGUAUACAAGUUUAAGAUUUAAAUACAUAUUUGAGCACUAUGGCCUCAAAUAGCAUGCCAGAGGAGAGUUUCGAGGGCGGCGAUUUCAACUUCGAUGACGAUGCGGACGAUGACCAAUUUGUGGCUACCAACUCCGGAAGAAAGCGCCUUUUCAGCAAGGAGCUGCGCUGCAUGAUGUUCGGAUUUGGAGACGACAAAAAUCCAUACACGGAAACCGUAGACUUGCUGGAAGACCUGGUCAUCGAGUAUAUUGCUGAGACCACUCACCGGGCAAUGGAAAUCGGUCGAACAGGCCGCGUUCAAGUCGAGGACAUUAUCUUUCUGGUGCGCAAAGAUCCCCGAAAAUACGCCAGGGUCAAGGAUCUCCUGACCAUGAACGAGGAGCUGAAGAAGGCGCGAAAGGCCUUCGAUGAGAUCAAGUAUGUGGGCACCGAGGGCAAGCUUAAAUGACAGCGGCCAAAAAAAGCAACACCAAAUCCACGUGCAAGCCAAUCCUAGCAGUAAGCUCCAAUACAAAUUAUUUUACAAGUCUUUAAUAUUCUAAGCUAGCGCAUAAUAAACUAAUCAAAAUAGUCUUCAAUGUCAA
This is a messenger RNA of Drosophila teissieri, 642 nucleotides long. RefSeq names its product transcription initiation factor TFIID subunit 13 (gene Taf13). Gene Ontology annotation, molecular function: protein heterodimerization activity. The transcript has 3 exons. The coding region runs from base 96 to 506 and encodes 136 amino acids. The record is from RefSeq and is a predicted model, not a curated record. Gene Ontology annotation, cellular component: transcription factor TFIID complex. Lineage: Eukaryota; Metazoa; Arthropoda; Insecta; Diptera; Drosophilidae. Gene Ontology annotation, biological process: transcription by RNA polymerase II.